This is a messenger RNA of Astyanax mexicanus (Mexican tetra), 1668 nucleotides long. The coding region runs from base 170 to 1288 and encodes 372 amino acids. The transcript is spliced from 6 exons. The record is from RefSeq and is a predicted model, not a curated record. NCBI's taxonomy places the organism in Eukaryota, Metazoa, Chordata, Actinopteri, Characiformes, Acestrorhamphidae.
GUGCUGCUGGGGCUGCGGUGAUUCAGGCCGGACUGGUUUGGGUGUGGGCGCGCGGUGCUGGAGAGGCUGUGGGAGGGAGCGCGUGUGGAGGAGAUCAGCGGGCUGCUGUACUUUCUUUAUUUACUGAGAUUACUCUUCCCUCUUAGUGUAAAACUGCAGGCAUUUGAAAAUGACGUACGAGUCUUCAGUCAUGGCAGUGAAAAUGUUCGAGUUUUCCAGUAAAGAAGAGCUAUUCAGCUUUAAUGCAAACAUCGACUGUCCGUAUUGCACAAAACCCGUCACAGCUUCCCAGCACCAUCUAUCCACACACCACCUGAGAUGUGCCAUCCAUUAUUCUGAAAAUGGUAAGUUCUCCAUACCCUGCUUCUGCCCGGAGGAGAGACGAGGGAAGAGGAGCCACUGGCACUGUACAAAGUGCACUAAAAUAAUCCAGAGAUCUUCAGAUUUCAGGCUGCAUCUGUCCAACCACGGUAUGGUGAUGACAGACAAGCCUCAGGAUGGAGAAGAAACCAGUAUGGAUAAUACAUAUGUCAGCGACACACCAGAAGAAAGGCCUCCCUGUCAGAAAUGUGACUCUCUAUUCGCGACUCCACCGAAUUUUCGGCAACAGUCGAAGCAACAGAAUGGCAAACAUGAACAGCCCAUGCUUUGCGUGGAUGCUAAGAAUGGGAUAUACGUGACCCCCAAAGACUCUGAAGGAACAAGCAUUCCCAUACACAUCUGUAAGUCUCUGGUUGCACAGAGCUUUCUUUGCGAGCUGGACUCUUGCAGGGAGUUCAUGAGCAUGGCUGCCCAGAGUGGAAAUCCUGGGAAAGAGUGUUUUCAUCUUGAGAGGACGAAGAACGCACGGUGCUACAGCCCGCCUCCGCCGCUCUGCAACGCCUCGCUGGAAGAGAUGGCUGAGAAAGGCAUCCUUUCAAAGUCGAGAAAAGAUGAAUGUAUGGCGUUGGUUUCAAGGGCGUUUAUGGAGGAAGUAGACUGUGUGUUUCCUGUUUUCUGGGAGGAAAACGGACCUGAGAGAUUUGUGUACUUUUCUGUGUUCGCUGAUCAGAACGAAGUCUGGUGUACGUUCGGAAGAACCUGCGUCACGUUAGACACAAAGUUUGGUAAAUGGCACUGCCAGUGCCCAGACGCAAACAACGCACAGUACAGUUGCAUCCAUCAACAUUUGUGCAUGUGGUGGGUCUUUCAGGAACGCCCCUGCUGGCGACAGAGCGCCACAGUUAACAGGAUGGUGGAAAUGGAAGGAAUCCCUGCAAAGAUCAUGAAGACCGACGACAUAUUAUAGCCUUCUGAAUUUACAGUGUUUUGGUCAGUGUUAUGUUCAUUAGUUUAGCUUUGAGGUGUUUUAAAUCUCCAUCAGCACUGCUGUCUGAUCCAACCAGAACAUUUGGUGUAAAACGUCAUUAGGUCACGUGUUUUCCAUUUAAUAUAGUAAAGAAGAUAUAAGCUUUCAUCCGUUUUUCUUAUUUUACAGUUUUUCAUUUUUGCCCCUCACAAUUUGAAAUUUAAGAUAAUAAAAUAAAUAAAAAUAAAAAUAUUCUUGAAUUUCUGAUUUUGCAUCUCAUACUUUUUUGCUGCAAGAUGCAAAAUGGAACAAAUCAGAAAAUCGAGUCUAUAAAAUUUAAUUGGGAAAAUUGUUCUACUAUGUUUUAUAUUCUAUUUAUA